Messenger RNA from Orcinus orca (killer whale), 201 nucleotides. Its product is annotated as guanine nucleotide-binding protein G(I)/G(S)/G(O) subunit gamma-5-like. Gene Ontology annotation, cellular component: heterotrimeric G-protein complex. The record is from RefSeq and is a predicted model, not a curated record. NCBI's taxonomy places the organism in Eukaryota, Metazoa, Chordata, Mammalia, Artiodactyla, Delphinidae. Gene Ontology annotation, biological process: G protein-coupled receptor signaling pathway. The coding region runs from base 1 to 201 and encodes 66 amino acids. The transcript has a single exon. Gene Ontology annotation, molecular function: G-protein beta-subunit binding.
AUGUCUGGUCCUUCCAGCGUCGCUGCUGUGAAGAAAGUGAUCCAACAGGCCCGGCUGGAGGCUGGGCUCAACCCUGUGAAGGUUUCCCAGGCAGCUGCAGAUUUGAAAGAAUUCUGUCUGCAGAAUGCUCAACAUAACCCGCUGCUGACUGGAGUAUCUUCAAAUCCCUUCAGACCCCAGAAAGUCUGUUUCGUUUUGUAA